This is a messenger RNA of Lates calcarifer (barramundi perch), 5252 nucleotides long. RefSeq names its product trace amine-associated receptor 4-like. Lineage: Eukaryota; Metazoa; Chordata; Actinopteri; Centropomidae. The record is from RefSeq and is a predicted model, not a curated record. Gene Ontology annotation, biological process: G protein-coupled receptor signaling pathway. Gene Ontology annotation, cellular component: membrane. Gene Ontology annotation, molecular function: trace-amine receptor activity.
CAUUUCUUGAAUAUUUGUUGGUCCAAUCACAGAGUUCAAGAUUCUCUUACCUGAACCGCUGUCGGCGGGCGAAAGCUAGCAGAUUUAACUUGAUUUAUAAUACCAAAAACUGAAAGUGUUUGUCAGGAAACCCACACCAGGAUCUGGUAUUUUUGGCUGGACUACAACAUCGUGGUCAUAGAGAUGUGAGUGUCUGUGAUUGAGUGAGUGAUGCAGUUACACCAGUGGUUGGCUGGCUUUUCUCAUCGGCCUUCACUCUGUCAAAAUGAUUUGGCGCCAAAAAGUUUUGUUUGUUUUUGUUCACCCGCUCCGAUACUCUCUGCUCCAGUGUCAGGUGUUUGCAGAGUUCACGUGCCUGUCGUGAGAACGUAUGCAGUUAAAGCGGAAACUCACUGUUCAAAUUACUGCCAGUCAUAUCACUGCCAGCAGCUAAUUUGUCUCUUUGCCUUUUGUAUUUAUAAAAAAUGAACAUGGUGCAUCGCUGGCCCGGGAUGCCAGAAUAGUCAGGGAUGAGCAGAAGGGAGAGUAUUUUAUAGGAACAUAAAUAAAACCUACUGAAGUAAGCAGAGGAGAACAGAGCGUGGGAACCCACAGGCAAUGGAUUCUGCUUCUACAGUGAUCACUUCCUAUCAGGUACAGAAUCCAAGGCUUCCUAACUUUAAUGUUUAUUUGACAUGCUUCUAUCACGAUUUCUCACAGUUCUGUUUUCAUAAAGGACACUAUAGACCUGUUUGCAGGGAUAACUUGUUACACGAGGGGAAGUUGAUCAGGUGAUCUGCAGCAUUGUCUGCUCCGGCUGUCUCAGUGCUUGUGAAAAGCACUGACCACAGCGGUGUCACUGUAGGGUCAGUAAUGUUUAAUCCAUCAAGUACUGCAAUAUGUCAUUUAGUUUCUGCAGAUUUAAUGUGAAUGGCUUUAAGUCGGCCCUGACACCAUUCAUUUUUGCUCAGGCUUUUCCUGCCAACAUGUGACGCCUGGAGCUCUAUACAGCUGCCAUAUUGGUCUGGGGGUACUUUACCUUCUGUAGGUAAAGUAUUUUGUAAGUAUAUAUUUUUUGUUGUACUGCAGGUAAAAUGGCUUCUGUGAUGUCAUUUUGAUUAUAGAUUUGGGAAUAAAUGCUAUGAACGUUAUGAUUUCCCUUUGAAAUGUUGUGGAGUGUAAGAAUAAAGUAACUUUUUUGUACUCCAUAUAGAUCAAAACACUUUGAAUUAAUUGAAAUUGGUUGAGAAAUGUAAACUUUAUAUGCUUUCUAUUUAGACAAACUGCAGCUCUGACACUGAGCUAUGAUCUAGCAACCAGUGCUGUAUCUAUGUGUGUAGAGCUAUAAGUUAAUCAUGCGAUAGGAUUUCAUAGUUUUACACACAGUGUACAGUCCAGAGUGCACUGUUCUUGAUCAAUGCUGCGCUGGUCUUUUGUUCCUGUCAAUUAUUUACAGCCACAAAUAUAAAAUAUAAAGUUCAAAAGUACCAAAGUUAUUGUUGUAGCAAUGAUUGCAUCAUGUGUUUAGAGGUGGAGGUUUCAUCACAUUAAAACAGAGUUUAACGAAUGAUUCGUCUAAUGACCAGGUUGCAUCAUGUGUUUUUGCUGAAGCUUGUUAGCUGUUCACACCUCUGAUUGCAGUCACGUCUCCAUGAGACACUGAGGUCGGCAGGUGUGAACAGUCCACAGUCAUCACCAACAGCUAAUGGGCCACUCAGCACCCAGAGGAAAAUAUUUGUUGUGGAGAUGCUCACAGCCACAACACAACAGUUGAAACUCUGAGGUGUCAUUUAUACAGGGAAUAACAAGUGGGGGAAAGUAACUAAGCAGAUCCACAAGUUUCCAAACAAAACAAAACAAAGAAAAGAGAAAGUAUAUGGCUAGACUAUGAAUGGGUGAGUGAAACUAUGAAAUCCGACUGCAUGACCAGAGUGCUGAAAAUAAAAUAGACACAAUGUAUGUGGCUUUUACCUGUGAACAGCUGCAGCAGUGUAGUCCAAUGAUAAUUGUCCAUGUCAGAGUAUGUCCACUACAAUUCUUGUUUCUGCCACUGACAGACUCAGAUUGUUAUUUUAUGUAUCUGACAACAUUAUGGAUAGGAUUCCUGUAAGUGUCAAAAACAACAGCGUACCUUGAUGUGGACAACUGUCCAUUUGUUUUAAAUUGUAGGAGCUGUUCGACUACAGAAGCCACAUUCAUCAUGUCUAUUUUAGGUAAUUCAUGACAAAACCAUUACUAAAUAAUAAUUAGUUUAAUUGACAUGAUAAUCUAGGGUCAGUAAACAACCCAAAAACCACUGUUAUUGUAGUAAAAAAUCUGGUGUUUUCUCACAGCCUAGGCUUCACAUUUUGAAUGGUGACUUCCUGCCAUGGGUUGAAACGUUUCAACAAUGGCAGUGUUCUUUCGCAAAGUUCUUUCCUGUGGAUGCCUCCUCCUCCUGUUGUUGUUUUUGUGUAUCGAUUUUGUCAGUUCUAUAUUAACUUAUAUGGCCUUGACCCAUGGUAAUCUUUUGUCCAGUCUGCCUACUGUUUUAUGUAAUUUUUUCACCCAAAAUGCUCAAAUAGACACACAUUCCCCAAAAUUCACGCCAGCUGCCUCCAAGAGGGUUAAAGCAGUCCAUAAGCACUAUUGGACUUUUUGUUCUGUCGCAAGGUCAACGGAUACUCACGAUAUAAGACCCAUCUGAAGACAAAAGUUCAAAUCUCAAACUGUGCCAACCAUCAGACCAUCAAUACGCUCCCACAUCCUUGGUGGCAGUUUGAAUUGGGGGUGGGGUGGCCAGGGUUCAUCCUGGAUAGAGUGGUCUCCUUAGUUUCUCUUGGGAAGCGGUAACUUCCUGCCAUGAUAUGCUGUCCAUUGGCAGUGCCUUAUACUGUCAGUCCAGGAUAUUGCACUAUUGCACCAGCGAGAAGUCUGGAAUUUGAUUAUAUAUACCAAAUUUGAAGCAGAUCAGAGGAAGAUUUUUGGCAAAAUCUGAAUCUUGUGCUUUGGAUUGACAUAAUGGCAAAAAAUUAAAGGUGCACCAAUCAUCUUGACUUUCACUGGAGUGGAUGCUCUUACCUUAAAUCAUUUUCAAAAUGUUGCCCUGUUCACUCUAAAUACUCUGGGCACUACCACAAGGUAUUUGAAGUGGACAACCUCUUAAAGCAUUGAAACCUGCCAUCCAAUGGCAAUACCCUGUGGUUAGGUAAAGGUAAGAGCAGUUGACAAGGACACUAUCCAGUGGCAAUAUUCUGGAUGGUUGGGGUCUUAUCAUUGUACAGGGCAUCCAGUAGCAAUACCCAGGAUGUCCCUGAGAACGAAGCCAUCUGGUGGAGUUGCUGGAGGCGUUGCACAGCAGGUGCAAUGCCAGAGACCUAGUACCCUGCCAGUUGAAAGAUCGCAAGAUCUAGUUUAUUUAGGGCCUGGAAAUUCGCUCUGAGUAAUUCACUGCCAUUCAUAGGUAUUUACAUUGGAUGGUUGAUCAGUUAUGGGGGAACAGGAUGUAGUGAUAGUAAAAAGCUCCCAUAUAAUGCUUACAUUCUAUGGACACAGUUUGAAUAAAAAACAUCAGUCUAGGCUGAACGGGGGAUGGACAUGGAGAGAAAAAAUGACUUAGUCUUAGACAGUGUGGGGUGGUAGGAUGACACAUGACAGGAACUUGGUGAAUUAAGACUUUGAUUUGUAGAGAGAGGAGAUAAGAGCUGUACACAGACAGAGCUGUGGUCAUACAGCUGUCAGAGCUCAGCAGCUUCUCCUCUCUGAUGAUGGAAGAAGAUGAACUCUGCUUCCCACAGCUCCUCAACACCUCCUGUAGGAGGCCGAAGCCUCCUCACUCUGGGGCAGUGCUCCUUUAUACCUUGUUGUUCUUCAUCUCUGUGCUCACUGCUGCUCUAAACCUGCUGGUCAUUAUCUCCAUCUCCCACUACAGGUAGAUAGAAACCUCUCAACUGGCUUAGAUUUUACUGUUACACUGUCCUGAAAAUAUUUUGGAAAAAUGCUAAUUUCGGGACCAUGUGUCGUAUGUGAGCUUUUGUGAAGAUGUGAAAAACAGUUCCUUUAAAUGUAGAAAAGAGUUUUUGAGUACUUCAGGAUGUCAGUAUUUCUCUGUUUUUUCUACACAUCCACAGAUGUCGGUUCUUCCAGCAGAGAUUUUACAGAAGUUCACAUAAAACUCUCAGUCUUAUGAACCUGAUCUGAGUCCAUAGCAGUGACUUCAGCCUCCCUGUUACUCUGAUAUUCUGUGGUUUUGAGUUUUUCUUCUUCUCUUCUUGAUAAUAUUGUUGAUGUGUUGUGGUUUCAGGCAGCUCCACUCCCCCACCAACCUCAUCCUCCUCUCUCUGGCGGUCUCAGACUUCUUCGUGGGCCUCUUGCUGAUCCCAGCUGAGACCCUUAAGACAGGGACCUGCUGGGUCCUGGGUGACCACAUGUGUGCUCUGUAUUUUCUCCUACCUUUCAUCCUUAUUACUGCCUCUGUGGUAAACAUGGUGCUCAUAUCAGUUGACCGUUAUGUGGCUAUUUGUGACCCCAUGCAUUACUCCACCAGGAUCACUGAUAAAGUCAUUAACGUUUCUGUUUGUCUGUGUUGGAUAUUUUCUGUUAUCUACAGUAUUUUUCUUCUAUUUAAUCACCUGAAACAACCAGGCCGGUAUAAUUCCUGCUAUGGAGAGUGUCUGGUUAACUUUGCAGGAGAUGUGGACCUCGUUGUUGCCUUCAUCAUUCCUAUUACAGUCAUUGUAGCUCUGUAUAUGAGAGUGUUUGUGGUGGCAGUGUCUCAGACUCGUGCCAUGCGCUCUCAUGUUAAAACCGUCACAGUCCAGUAAUACAGUGACUCUGAUCGAAAGAAGUCUGAGCUGAAAGCAGCCAGGACUCUUGGUGUUGUUGUAGCUGUGUUUCUGAUUUGCUACUCUCCAUACUAUUGUCUCACACUCACAGGCGGCAGCAUCUUGGUUGGUUCUCCAAUUGAGGCCUUUAUGAGCUUUCUGCUGUAUUUUAACUCCUGUCUGAACCCUGUCAUCUACGCCUUCUUCUACCCCUGGUUUAGAAAAGCUGUAAAACACAUUGUCACUCUUCAGAUUCUGCAGCCUGGCUCCUGUGAUGCAAACGUACUGUAGAGACACUGUGCUGGAUUUUCUUUUUGAUAAUUAAACUUGAACUGACACCAACAACCGUAAUAUGCAUUUGUCAAGAGAAAAUCAAAAUCUAUAUAGUCAAGUCAAACACUUGAGUAUCCAUAGUGACACAUACUCUGAGUGCUGAUAGAGAACAUUACAUGUUUACAUACAGGAGAAAUU